AUGAGACUGAGGGAGCUGCAGUGUGUGUGGGCUCCUGUACGAGACGAAUUCCGGGUGAAGAGGAGGGAGGCAGUGCUGCAGCUCACCGAGGCUUUGCUUUGUCCGGCCCGGCAGUCACGACAGGAAAAGCAGGUAACAGGUUAUCUCCUGUUCUCUCUGUCCACCGCCGUCAUCGGCUCUCUGCAGUUUGGUUACAACACAGGAGUCAUCAAUGCUCCCGAGCAGAAACUGCGGUCUUUCUUCAACGACACCUGGGUGGAGCGCUACGGCGUGCCGAUCAGCCCGGGGGUCUGUACCAUGGUCUGGAGCGUCGCCGUCGCCAUCUUCAGCGUGGGCGGCAUGGUGGGCUCCUUCAGCGUGGGCGUCAUGGCGAACCGGUUUGGCAGGCGUCGCUCCAUGUUCCUGGUGAACUCUCUGGCAGUGAUCGGCGGCCUCCUCAUGGGCUUCUCCACCAUCUGCUCCUCCUAUGAGAUGGUGAUCGCCGGUCGCCUGGUCAUCGGCCUGUUCUGCGGCCUCUUCACCGGCCUGACUCCCAUGUACGUGGGCGAGGUGUCACCCACGCCCCUCCGAGGAGCCUUCGGCACGCUCCACCAGCUCGGUGUGGUGGUGGGCAUCCUGAUAGCUCAGAUCUUUGGUCUGGAGGCUCUGCUGGGCUCAGCCAAGCUGUGGCCCCUGCUGCUGGCCCUCACCGUGGCCCCUGCUGUGCUGCAGUGCAUCCUGCUGCCCUUCUGUCCGGAGAGCCCUCGCUUCCUGCUCAUCAACCUUAAACAGGAGGAGCAGGCACGCAAAGCACUGGUGCGUCUGCGCGGCAGUGAGGACGUCAGUAAAGACCUGCAGGAGAUGAAGGAGGAGAGCGCCAAGAUGGCCAUGGAGAAGAAGGUGACCAUCCCCGAGCUGUUCCGCUCGGCGUCGUACCGACAGCCCCUCCUCAUCGCCGUCAUGCUGCAGCUCUCCCAGCAGCUGUCAGGGAUCAACGCUGUGUUCUACUACUCCACAGGGAUCUUCGAGUCAGCUGGGGUGAAACAGCCCAUCUACGCCACCAUCGGAGCCGGAGUCGUCAACACCGUCUUCACCGUUGUUUCGCUCUUCCUGGUGGAGAAGGCGGGACGAAGGACUCUGCACCUCCUGGGAUUGGGUGGAAUGGCGGUCAGCGCUCUGCUCAUGACCAUCUCCCUCCUGCUGAAGCACAUUUCCGUCAUGAGCUACAUGGCCAUUUUCGCCGUCAUGCUGUUCGUGGCUAUGUUUGAGCUGGGCCCCGGUCCGAUCCCGUGGUUUAUCGUGGCCGAGCUGUUCUCCCAGGGGCCCCGCCCGGCGGCCAUGGCCGUGGCCGGCUGCUGCAAUUGGACGGCCAACUUCCUGGUUGGAAUGAGCUUCCCCAAGCUAGUGGAGUGGUGCGGGCCUUGGGUCUUCCUCAUCUUCGUCGGCUUGCUCAUCAGUUUUUUCAUCUUCACCUUCCUGAAAGUCCCGGAGACGAGGGGCAAGACCUUCGACGAGAUCGCUCGCAGCUUCGGCCCGCCUCCCACCUCCUCGUCCGCCGAGGACCCUCCUGCCAGCGCCAGCACCGCCGUGCCGCCUCCCGCCUCGCCGGUGAAGGAGAAGGUCCCGCUGGUGGAGGCGCCGGCAGCAGCUCCGCCUCCCGCAGCUGAAAGCACGCCCCUGGAAGAUAAAUCAAACUCCACAGUGCAGGAGAGCGUGUAG
Chelmon rostratus (copperband butterflyfish) is the source of this 1698-nucleotide messenger RNA. It is a transcript of the gene slc2a3a, whose product is annotated as solute carrier family 2 member 3a. Gene Ontology annotation, molecular function: hexose transmembrane transporter activity. The record is from RefSeq and is a predicted model, not a curated record. NCBI's taxonomy places the organism in Eukaryota, Metazoa, Chordata, Actinopteri, Chaetodontiformes, Chaetodontidae. The transcript is spliced from 11 exons. Bases 1 to 1698 code for a protein of 565 amino acids. Gene Ontology annotation, biological process: response to insulin; monosaccharide transmembrane transport. Gene Ontology annotation, cellular component: apical plasma membrane; basolateral plasma membrane.